Molecule: messenger RNA, 3284 nt
Organism: Carassius carassius (crucian carp)
Lineage: Eukaryota; Metazoa; Chordata; Actinopteri; Cypriniformes; Cyprinidae
Product: protein kinase C zeta type-like
Exons: 15
Coding region: 433-2310 (625 amino acids)
Biological process (GO): protein phosphorylation
Molecular function (GO): protein serine/threonine kinase activity; protein binding; ATP binding
Source: RefSeq, a predicted model, not a curated record
UUUUAAGUGAACUAUUGGUUUAAUAUACAUUUAUAUUUUCAAUUUUCUUUUAUUGCAUUCGACAGACACUUGUACAUUGCAUGAUUUACAGUGAUAGACACAGCAGUUAACAUUGCAUUUAAAGUACACAUUUACAUUUGAUCGAUUCUUCUUUUCAGUUCCAAUUUUACAGUUAACAGUUGAUUAAUUUAUAAUUUUACAGUUAAUUUUUAAUUUAUUUAUUUUGUUUUAAGGAUGUUUAAAUAUUUUUAGUGGAAAAAAAGACAAAAUACUGAUGAUUUGUACACUAAAGCCUCUCUUAGAAGAGUGAUUCUGAAUUGCUCAAGAACAGAGGAGUCAGUGUUUAGUGUUCAUGUUCAGGUCUCAGUGGCCGAAUAUAAGGGGCCUUAUAGAGAGAGCGCUGAAGUGUUCUGCUCCUGCUGCGUUCCAGCCAUGCACUUCUGUCCCGGUCGUUCAUUCAGCUCAAAUCCCACUGCAUGCUUUGAUCCUACACACCCUCAGCACAGCAAAGGAAAGCCCCCUUUAUCAUCUUCCUGCCAGCCCAACCAACAAUGCGUGGAAGUGAGUCAAACCUAUUUUAACUGGUCCUGGUCUCUGAGCCUCCUGCCAUUACAUGCUCACCAGAAAAAGAUCCUCGCAGACGACGUUCAGUCCUGGCUGGUGCUUUCUGGGAUCAGGUGGCAUGCCAUGGCGGGCUUCUGCGUGUCUAUCCAAGACUCGCACAGUGCAACUCUACCUCUCGUGCCGCUGUGUUCCAUCGUUGUGGUUCCUCUGACCGGAGGAGGAGGCGGAGGAAGAAUGCGGGGUGAUGCAACACUGGUGUGCUCUGCGACUGUCACAGGAGAAUCAAUCUAUCGCCGUGGAGCUAGACGAUGGAGGAAGCUGUACCGGGUGAACGGGCACCUCUUCCAGGCCAAGCGCUUUAACAGGAAAGCAUACUGUGGCCACUGCAGCGAGAGGAUAUGGGGACUGGGGCGUCAGGGCUACAAGUGUAUCAACUGCAAGCUACUGGUCCAUAAACGCUGUCACAAGCUCGUCCCACUGACCUGUCAAAGGCAUAUGGAUCCAGUCAUGCCAUCGCAGGAGCCGUUGGUAGACGAUGAUAGAAGUGGAGAGGAAGUGGAGCUCCCCCUUGAGGACCCUGAGGAAACAAACGCAAUUCCAGUCCCUUUUUUAGGACACAACAGGAAAGUAGAGAAAGCUGAAGAUGACGCAGAGGACCUGAAGGCAGUGGUGGAUGGUAUCGAAGGGAUUCAGAUCUCUCAGGGUCUCGGACUGGGGGACUUUGACCUGAUCCGGGUGAUUGGGAGGGGCAGUUACGCCAAGGUGCUGCUGGUCCGACUCAAGAAGAACGAACAGAUUUAUGCCAUGAAGGUGGUGAAGAAAGAGCUUGUCCAUGAUGAUGAGGAUAUUGACUGGGUCCAGACAGAAAAACACGUGUUUGAACAAGCAUCAACCAAUCCAUUCUUAGUGGGACUUCACUCUUGCUUCCAGACAGAGAGCCGGCUGUUUCUAGUGAUCGAGUAUGUGAAUGGAGGAGAUCUCAUGUUCCAUAUGCAGAGGCAGCGGAAGCUUCCGGAGGAACAUGCCAGAUUUUAUGCUGCUGAAAUUUGCAUCGCUCUUAAUUUUCUGCAUGAGAAGGGAAUUAUUUACCGGGAUUUAAAACUGGACAAUGUACUAUUGGACCAGGAUGGCCAUAUCAAAAUUACAGACUAUGGCAUGUGCAAGGAGGGAAUCAGACCAGGUGACACCACCAGCACAUUCUGUGGGACGCCCAACUACAUCGCCCCAGAGAUCCUGAGGGGAGAGGAUUACGGCUUCAGUGUAGACUGGUGGGCCCUGGGCGUGCUUAUGUUUGAAAUGAUGGCAGGCCGAUCUCCUUUCGACAUCAUCACUGACAAUCCUGAUAUGAACACAGAGGAAUAUCUCUUCCAGGUAAUUUUGGAGAAGCCGAUACGGAUUCCCAGGUCACUGUCUGUUAAGGCUGCGAGUGUAUUGAAAGGCUUUCUGAAUAAGGACCCCAAAGAGAGGCUGGGAUGCCAAGUUCAGACCGGAUUCACAGACAUUAAGUCUCAUACGUUCUUCAGAAGCAUAGACUGGGACCAGCUGGAACAGAAGCAGGUGACGCCACCGUUCAAACCUCAGAUCACAGACGACUACGGUUUAGACAACUUUGACACGCAGUUCACCAACGAACCCGUGCAGCUAACACCAGACGAUGAGGAUGUGAUAAAGAGAAUAGACCAGUCUGAGUUUGAGGGAUUCGAGUACAUUAAUCCUCUGCUGCUCUCCACUGAAGAAACCGUAUGAGGGAAGAACAAUACGGCUGAUGUUUCUCUGCCUGCGGCUCCACAAGACUACUACAGCUGAGUUUAGCUCAGACUGUGUUCACAGAUUUGAUCUUCUCCUUAAAACUGUGUUCAAGACAAAAAGCAACACUAAGACUUCACGUUUUGGACCCUCCUUAAGUUAUUUUGGGGUUAUACUGGAAGAAGAAAUAACUGGAGCAACUAUUCCCUUAAAUUUCAACUGUUGAUUGUCUUCCUGCUUCCCAGCAUCCUCUUUCAUUUUUACGCCCAUGCGUCCGUGUGCACUGUUAACUGGGACUGAAGUUAGUUCCUUCAGUGUGUGCCUGCAUCCAUCAGACUACAUUUCCCACCAACCCUUGCUAAAUAUGACAGUUCUAACUUAAUGUUGACUUUUAUUUUGUUUGAGUUGUUUUUUUGUUUUUUUUUUAUUUUCUUAAAUCUUGUAUGAGGCUUGUCCUCAAGCGAAACAAGAAUGUAUAAUUUUUAAAGCUAAAAAAAAAAAAGGUUGUAUUAUAGUGUAGGUAGCCAAACAAAGAAUUUAUGAUGCCUUCUAUGAUGCAAAGUGGCACAUUUUAAUUCAUGAUCAUGAUGGUUUCAUCCACAGUGGGUAGUUGUGCUUCAAGCCACAGGCUUUUAACCACCCAUGUUGGUUUUAAAUGGGAGAUAAAAUGUGUUUUUUGAAGAAGUGCCUCAAAGAUCCAAAAUUCACCAUGCUCCAAACUGCUCUGAACUCCACAUUAGAUUGGAGUUGAUUUUCAAUGCACCAUCCACUGAGAAAGUGGGCUGCAGGUGUUAUUAUAUAUAUAUAUAUAUAUAAAACAUAAAACAUAGACACACUAAUACAGAUGUUGAAAACAAAACAUGAAGAUUAGACACUGAAUGAUCACAAAGCCCAAAUACAUCUGAAAAGAAGUAAUAUUACCAACCUUAGCUCAUUGGGAAAAAAAUAUUCCUCUAUCCAUAUUUUUGCAAAAC